AUGGAGUGUAAACCAGCUAUCACGACCGUCUCUCUUGGUUCAUUUAUUUCUCACAGCAUUACGGAGAAAAUCGACCAAGCUGCUGGACAUGGCUUCAAAGGGAUUGAACUCUUCAUUGACGACCUUGAGGCCCUCGCAAGAGACAACUACUCUCCCCCUGGUACAUCAGAGCCCUCGUAUGAUGCCAUCAUGGAUGCUGCUACUCAAGUCCGUCAGCAAUGCGACAAACUGGACAUUGAAAUUCUAAACUUGCAGCCUUUGCGUUUCUACGAGGGUCUUGUCGAUCGCAAAAGCCGCGACCAUAUUUUAAAUGACACACUUCCCAUCUGGAUGGAUGCGCUCAAGAUUCUUGGGGCAGAUACGAUUCUCGUUCCCUCCAACUUUCUCUCUCCAGAUCCCGAGACUAAGCUCCCUCGAACAACCGGUGACUUGCAAGUCAUUGUCGAUGAUCUUCGCGAACUAGCCACUCGAGGCGCCCAACGCGAACCCCCCAUAAAAUUUGCCUAUGAAGCCCUGGCCUGGGGGACACAUGUCAACACAUGGGAAAAGACUUGGGAGAUUGUGCAGGCAGUUGACCGACCCAAUCUCGGCCUUGCUCUAGAUACUUUCAACAUCGCCGGCGCCAUCUACGCCGACCCCACAGAAGACAACGGCUGUGUAGGCGGCUGUUCAAAUGGAGCCGACGAAAUCGUCCGCGCCUCGCUGGGUCGCAUGGUCAAAACAAUCGAUUUGUCAAAGCUGUUCAUCGUCCAGAUCGCAGAUGCCGAGCGCCUCACCCAGCCCCUCCGCCCGGGUCAUCCUUACUACAAUGAGGAACAACCCAGUCGCCUCAGCUGGUCCCGGAACUGCCGGCUGUUUCUGUGCGAAGAUGACCGUGGCGGAUUUCUUCCUGUUAUUGAGAUUCUACAGACCAUUCUUGAUCUAGGUUGGACAGGGUAUCUCGCAUAUGAGCUGUUCUCGCGAACUUUGUUGGACAGUGACCCACGGACACCGGCACAGCAUGCGGAGAGGGCGCAGCGAUCCUGGGAGAGACUGAGUUUUAUCGAGCAGCAGCGGAAGGAUCGGACCGCUGCAAAUGGCAUUAAAGCCUCAGCUGCUGGUCUGGAGGAGAAGACCGGAAAUGAGACAGAAUCAAAGACACCGGACCGGAGGUCCCGGUGGAGUUGUGUCAUUAUGUGA
Molecule: messenger RNA, 1179 nt
Organism: Penicillium verhagenii
Lineage: Eukaryota; Fungi; Ascomycota; Eurotiomycetes; Eurotiales; Aspergillaceae
Product: sugar phosphate isomerase/epimerase family protein
Exons: 1
Coding region: 1-1179 (392 amino acids)
Source: RefSeq, a predicted model, not a curated record